AUGUCUGGUGGACGACUUACUCGAGCUCAAAAGGAGGCCCAGAAGAAGAAGCAGGGUGCGGCCGCGGCGAACGCCAACGCCCAAGCUGGACCGUCGGGCUCCGGCGCUCAAAAGCGUCCCGCCGAGGACCUCGCGGUGAUCGCUCCCCCUACCGCCGCCCGCCAAACCCCUCCCGAUUGUUUCCGACCGAUCAACCUCAUCGAAUGGUCCGCGGUGUUCAACAUCGACCCGAAGAUGUACGUGUGGGACGCCCGCUGCGCCACGAUCCAAGCUUGGUGGCGGAAAAUUUCGAAGGCCCAGAAGACGUGGGAGACGGACAAGAAGGGAGAAUUCCCUACGCCUUCACUCGAUCCGUCGAUGAAGGCGUUGCGGUGUUCGACCGGGGCGUACGUUGUUCUGCCGAAAGAAGGUCCUUGGGCGUGGCCUCUUCAGAGCUGGCUAGGCAAGGAGGAAGACCGAAAGGAGCUCCCGGUGAAGCCGACCCAGGAAUUCGAGGACUUAUGCAAGGUCGGCCGAACGGGAGAAAUCGACCAGCAGGAGAUCAACGCGUAUCUUGCUAAAUUCAAAGGCGGCUGGAAGCUCAUCUGCCCGCGCUGCAAGGAGGAUUUCGGCGAUUCCAACGUGGACGGGACCGAUCUCCCGGUAUAUUCCGGCCCAAAGCAGCUCCAGAUCGACUACAUCGCCGACAACGAGCAGUCGGCCAAGGCGAUCGACGAAUCGCCCCUCAUCAUCGCGGCUCGAUAUGGACCGGUCGAAAUUUGCCGUACGGCGCUUCCCCUCACGGCUGCGUCAGCGUUCGCGGCCUGCGGACCUUGCAAGACGGCGGGACACGGGUGCCAGCUAACGGUCGCUGAAGGUUGGGCGUUCGAAAUCGACGACAAAUCGGUCCCCGGCGUUCUUCGAGUCGCGAAGACAAUUUUGCAGUUCACGCAAAAUUUCUGGACGAGAAAGGCCGAGCGAGAAGAGGCAGGAGAAAAAGCGUUCGAAAUUUUGCGAGAGAUAGUUUGUCAUCGCAAGACUGAGCGCGCUCCCGUUCCCGCCGCUCCCGUUCCCGCCGCCGCCGUCGAAGGUCAAGAGGCACCCGCCGCUGUCGCUCCCGUAGUAAAUCCUACGCACGAUUGCACGCCGGUGCAAGAGAUCGUCGAUCGUUUGGUCUGGCCGAAGAAGGAGAAGCCUGCGAACAAGGGCAAGCAGCGAGAGGAAUAA
This is a messenger RNA of Filobasidium floriforme, 1206 nucleotides long. RefSeq lists its product as uncharacterized. The transcript has 5 exons. NCBI's taxonomy places the organism in Eukaryota, Fungi, Basidiomycota, Tremellomycetes, Filobasidiales, Filobasidiaceae. The coding region runs from base 1 to 1206 and encodes 401 amino acids. The record is from RefSeq and is a predicted model, not a curated record.